AUGGCACAGAAUGACAAUGGUAGUUCAGAGCAGCAGGUGCCCCUGGGCUUCAGAGGCUGGUUUUAUGACCUCAUCCAGAUGGCCACAGCAGCUCUCGCUGGCCUGUCUACUGCCCACCAUUGUCCCGCGUCGUCGUCUUCCUGGAAGUCGGCUAAGUUUGGACGGAGGGCUGUGGACUAUGGCACACACUCCAGCUCCCCUGCUCCUGAGCUGGCAGCUCUACUGGGCUCUGUAGGCGGACCCGAGGCUUCUGCCCCUUCCAUCGUGUCAAGAGCUGCAUAUGGCUCCACUGCAGGCUAUGGCUCUGCUGGAAGCUGCAGAGGGGGAGGGCCAGUGCUGUUCAGAGACGUGUGUGUAGACUUCACCUGGAAGGAAUGGCAGCUGCUGGAUGUCACCCAGAGGCUCCUGUACAAGGAUGUGAUGCUGGACAACUACCGGCACCUGCAUGCACUGGGGCUCUGUGUGACCAAACCUCAGUUGAUAUGCAAGCUAGAACGAGAGGAGGAGCCGUGGAUAAUGGAGAGAGAACCCCCGAGUCACAGCCACUCAGGAACGCCCAACAUGGGCACCGGCGAGGACAGUGCCUCCCAGGAGCCAUACCCGACUUCCAACAAGAGAAAGAGCCCAGGAGAUAAAAAGCCUAAAGGUAGUAAAGAUGAGAAGACCUUUCUCCCAAAGUCUGAGCGCACUCCACGUGGGAGGUCACGCUUGGAGAGAGCCCCUGAGGAGGGUGAGGGGAGUGGGGGCACACGCAAGGCUGGAAAGCAAGGCACCACCCCAGGACGGAAGACCCAUGACUGCAGUCGCUGUGGGGAAAGCUUCGGAAGCAAAGCAGGCCUUACCCAACACCAGAGCACACACACAGGGAAGAAAGCCUUUGAGUGCAGCGAGUGUGAGAAAUCCUUCUCAGUGAAGUCCAACCUCACAGAGCAUCAGAGAACUCACACGGGAGAAAAGCCGCACAGCUGCCAGCAGUGUGGGAAGUCGUUCUGCCAAAAAUCGGCACUCACGGUUCAUCAGAGAACUCACACCGGAGAGAAGCCAUACAAAUGCAGCGAGUGUGGGAAACGCUUCUGUGUGAAAUCAAACCUCACUCAGCAUCGGAGGACCCACACAGGAGAGAAACCUUAUCAAUGCAGCGAAUGCUCCAGGUCUUUCGGCGUGAAAUGCAACCUCAUCGUGCAUCAGAGAACUCACACAGGAGAAAACCCCUACAAAUGCCCCACGUGUGGGAAAACGUUCCAUGAAAAGUCAGCCCUCACAAAACACCAGCGAAUUCAUACUGGGGAAAAGCCCUAUGAAUGUAACGAAUGCGGAAAAAACUUCAGCCAGAGGUCAGCCCUCACAAAACAUCAGAGAAAAACACACAAGAAGAAAACAUCCACCAGUACCUUCCCUGUGCAGAAAGAAUCCUGCCACCAGCCAAAUGCACUGACCACUAGCAAAACCAGAGCGCAGAAACCUUGA
Dipodomys ordii (Ord's kangaroo rat) is the source of this 1467-nucleotide messenger RNA. RefSeq names its product zinc finger protein 37A-like. The transcript has 8 exons. Gene Ontology annotation, molecular function: DNA-binding transcription repressor activity, RNA polymerase II-specific. Gene Ontology annotation, biological process: negative regulation of transcription by RNA polymerase II. Bases 1 to 1467 code for a protein of 488 amino acids. The record is from RefSeq and is a predicted model, not a curated record. Lineage: Eukaryota; Metazoa; Chordata; Mammalia; Rodentia; Heteromyidae.